This is a messenger RNA of Cuculus canorus (common cuckoo), 4306 nucleotides long. RefSeq names its product stromal cell derived factor 4 (gene SDF4). Lineage: Eukaryota; Metazoa; Chordata; Aves; Cuculiformes; Cuculidae. The coding region runs from base 204 to 1274 and encodes 356 amino acids. The record is from RefSeq and is a predicted model, not a curated record. The transcript has 8 exons. Gene Ontology annotation, molecular function: calcium ion binding. Gene Ontology annotation, biological process: calcium-ion regulated exocytosis. Gene Ontology annotation, cellular component: endoplasmic reticulum.
GCACCGGGCGGAGGGCCUUCCCUGAAUCGUCGAGGCUGGGCAGGCACUGGCUCCCUUGAAAGGAGGUUGUGGUGAGGCGGGUGGCUGGGCUCCUCUGCCAAGAAACAAGCACGGGACAAGAAGAAACAGCCUCAGGUUGUGCCAGGUCAUUUAAUCCCUUAACAGGAAUUUAAUCAGCCACUACUUUGAGUAAAAGGGAGAGAAUGAUGUCAAGACAAGCCUUUCUCUGUAGCUUGGGAUCUCUGUAUUUGUCCCUUCUGUUUGUGUUUCUUCUAAUGGAUGUUUACGCAAGGCCUGCAAAUAAUUCGGCCCUCAAAGAAAAGCCAGCUGACAGUAAAGAUGAGAAUGAAAUCCUGCCACCAGAUCAUUUGAAUGGUGUCAAAAUGGAGAUGGAUGGACAUCUCAACAAAGAAUUUCAUCAAGAAGUUUUUCUAGGAAAAGAGAUGGAAGAGUUUGAGGAAGAUUCAGAACCCAGAAAAAAUAGAAAGAAGCUCAUGGUCAUCUUUUCAAAGGUGGAUAUAAAUAAUGAUAAAAAGAUAAGUGCGAAAGAGAUGCAGCGCUGGAUCAUGGAAAAGACAGAUGAACAUUUCCAGGAAGCUGUGGAAGAGAAUAAAAUGCACUUCCGAGCUGUGGACCCUGAUGGUGAUGGUCAUGUGUCCUGGGAUGAAUAUAAAAUUAAAUUUUUGGCAAGCAAGGGCUUUAAUGAAAAAGAAAUUGCAGAGAAGAUCAAAAACAAUGAAGAGUUGAAAAUAGAUGAAGAAACACAGGAAGUUUUAGAUAACCUGAAGGAUCGGUGGUACCAAGCUGACAACCCACCUCCUGAUCUGUUGUUGAAUGAAGAAGAAUUCUUGUCCUUCCUUCAUCCAGAGCACAGCAGGGGAAUGCUGAAGUUCAUGGUGAAAGAAAUCAUCCGAGAUUUGGAUCAAGACGGAGAUAAGAAGCUUACUCUUUCAGAGUUCAUUUCAUUACCUGUUGGUACUGUAGAGAACCAGCAAGCUCAGGAUAUUGAUGAUGACUGGGUAAAAGACAGAAGGAAAGAAUUUGAGGAGGUGAUUGAUGCCAACCAUGAUGGUAUUGUCACAAUGGAAGAGCUGGAGGAAUAUAUGGAUCCAAUGAAUGAAUAUAAUGCCCUAAAUGAAGCAAAGCAAAUGAUAGCAGUAGCAGAUGAAAAUCAAAACCAUCACUUAGAGCUGGAGGAGAUCCUCAAAUACAGUGAAUACUUCACAGGCAGCAAGCUUAUGGACUAUGCACGUAACGUCCACGAAGAGUUCUGAUCCUGCUCACUUUUCCAGAGCUCUGAAGCACUUUCUUGCUUUCAAAAAAAAAAAAAGGAAAAAAAAAAAAAAACCCAAACAGACCGAAAGUUACUUUGCUGCUAUCUAUGUCCUAUGCCUACAGUGUGUUGUCAUAGACUGAAAGAAAUCUUCCGUCCGUAUGCAAGAUUUACAGCUCUGCCUUCGGUAUGAGGGACAAAAAUGCUUCAUAAAUAAUGAGGCAGGUUCUGGACUACAUCAGUUCGCCCUGGUUUGUACAGUUAAUCCAGCUGAAGUUUCAGCUGUGUUUGGCUAAUCAUAUUUGGUGGAGGCUUCUUAGAUAUUUAACUCUUCUUGUUGCCCUCAUAGCUGCUGAUCCAUGGAAAUCGCAAAUAACACUGAACGAUUUUGGCUUUUGUAAAGGGGAUUGUGGUUCAGAUAUGUGUGUUCUGAUCUCAUGAAAGUGUCCAUACGUGGACUGAUUGGCUCAUCUUCCAGUAUUUUAUUCACUGCAUCUCAACCUACUUAUUCAUUGUUGAGAAUAACACAAGUUCUCCUCCAUCACUGAGCUAUUGUUACGAGCCGUGGGGAAGAACUUCAUUUAAAUGUUACAGAGAAAUUGUUCUGCAUCUACUUUAAAAAGAAAAGAGAUUGUAGUGUGACAGGUUUUGUGUUUGCAGCUGCACUGGGAAUGUGACAGACUUGAGAUUGCUUAUGUCUUAAAAAAUCAGGUUUUAUUCUAAAGUGAAACAAUCGGAGAAGGUUUUUUUUGUGGAGUUAAAGAUGUUGGACAGAGCAGUGGGAUUCACCUAGGUAUAUGAUUAGUCCUUAACUAAAAUUUAAUUGUUAAAACUUGCAUAAUUACUUACCUCUGCACAUUAGUGAUGCUGAUGAACUCAUGAGUGAUGAAGCUGGGGGAAAUGCAGGCUUUGCUUUUGAACUGCUUUUGCCAGAGCAAUGUACAGUCAGCACCUGGAAAGCCUUUUCAGUCUGGUUUGGGGUCAUCUCUGACAGCAUCUUGCAACAAAAGGGUCAUAUCCACUAGUGUCUAAAAUAGAACAGUUAUUUUUACUCUGGCUCCAUCCUUACUGUAAAAACCCCUCUUUCUGAAGGGUUGCCUGAAAAUCCAAGUAAGAUGUUAUAUUUGAUUAAAUUUAUUCUCUUAAUAUAAUGUAAAUAUAAGCACCACUGUCUGUUUCUGUCUCCAUAUUCCCUCUCUCUUUUUUGUUUCAUGGCCUGUAUCGGGGUAGUUUUAUAUACAUAUGUCUCUUUUCAUUAAAUAUUUUUCUCCAUGCUUUAGAAAUAUUGCUGGGUUUAGGUUUGUCAGUGAGUGGGAAGAAUUGGAACUCUUCAGAGGACAGACAUAUUAAAAGAUGAUUAUGUAAGAGAGGCGUAAAUUCAGUUGAUAAGCCUGUUUAAACACAAAAUUAGAGCGUCUGCCACAUUAGCCCCCACUCUCUUCCGCCUCUGUGCCAAUGCCCCACAUAUAGUCAGUUGCAGGGUGGUGAGAUUUUACUGUGGCUCGAACCUGGAGAUGUUCAAAACGAAAUCCCUUAUCUAAAAAUGUGAUGCAGUGGAAGCCAUAGGUGUGGCAGAUUUGGAUUGAUUGGUACAAGGGCUUGGUUUUGCUUUGCUGCUGUUUUAAGGCCUCAUAAAUAUGCCAUGACCUGCGCAUGGACAAAAUCAUACAUGUAAGCGUGCAGUUCUGCAGUGCUGUUGUUCUCAGUCUAGUAAAGACGAAAGUUUUAGCAAUAUUAGUUGAUAAUUGUACAAAUGUCCUGACUGCAUUCUUGUCUUAUACACUAGUUGUUCACCCAAUUCUAUUAUUUAGGUAUGAUUUGAGUGGACAAGUUGUAUGUUGUCACAGCUGAUGCUAAGAAAGCAAGUGCUGGUUUGCAGAGGGAUCCUUGAGCAGCUGAAAUACGAUGAUGGAAUUUGGAACUUUUAUCUGUCAUUAGUGGAAAAGAUUACGUAUGUGCAGUCUUAGUCUUUAAUCUUCUGAUAAUGUGAGCGUGGAAUCCCUUCAAAAAUACAAGGCGACACAGUAUUUAGCCAGCAACUACACAAAUGUUAAAGCAUGGACUGAUGUUGCAGUAUUUGCCACACUUGAGAAAUCUGAAAAUUGAGGAAUAACUGCAAAAAAAUCAUUUUUAAUGGAGUUCUGCCCUUAAUGUGUUUUUUCUCAGCCAGAAAUGAGGAUCACAUGUUAACUGAGAGGUGUAAGGUUGAAGUGGAUUGCAUGUUGAGAUUUAGAGGUACAUGAGAUUAUUCCUGACUUGGAAUUGUAGAAGUUCAAACUAUUGUAGUUUGUCCAUAGACGUAUUUAUUUAAAAUAAUCUUUUAAGUAUUUAUAUGCACUCAGUCUUUCUCAGAUUCUUGUAGGUCCUUUCCUGUCUGUGAACCCUUCCUUGCCCUCAGUCCCAGGGGAAUCUAGUGACUUUUUCUUUGAAGCCUUUCUUUAAGCACUAGCUAUGUUUGGGUUUGUUGUUUUUUAUGUACACAAGGGCUCUUCUUACUGUUAAUAGGACUUGGUAUCCAAGUGCUGCUACCUCAUGGACAUGUUUCAUCUUCCCAAAAUACAAAGUCUUAUAUAGAAUGUCUAGGAUAAACCUCUAUAAUAAAAAGUGAUACAUGAAUAUUAAAUAAAAGCAGAAGAGGUUCUUUUCUCUGACCCAUGGCAUGGCUCAACUCCCCGCUCUGAAGCUCUCCUCUCCUACUAAAACCGGAGUAGCUGCAUCCAGGCUGGGUUUUGGGAGCAGCCUGUGGCACAUGUGCCAAGCAGCAUUUGGGAGAGGUUAACCUGCGUUGGUGAAAAUCCAGCCAAGGAGUUUGCUAAAUAGGAAACGCUAUGGAAUAAGCUCUGUGUGCUCUCCCUGAUUUAUUUGCUUGCGUACUCUGGCCACGUAAAGGUAUUUGACAACAUCAAGCCUGGUAACGCUUGAUGCAAUACAUAAAUGUUGAAUUCUUGAGAUGGUAUGUGGUUAACUGCUUUUAUGCAACAAGCAUUUAAUUUGCAUUAAAGAACCCUUGACAAGAUGAUCAAUGAAUCGUCG